Ananas comosus (pineapple) is the source of this 781-nucleotide messenger RNA. RefSeq lists its product as uncharacterized. The record is from RefSeq and is a predicted model, not a curated record. The coding region runs from base 153 to 395 and encodes 80 amino acids. The transcript is spliced from 4 exons. Gene Ontology annotation, cellular component: chloroplast. Lineage: Eukaryota; Viridiplantae; Streptophyta; Magnoliopsida; Poales; Bromeliaceae.
UGUGGUUCGUAUAGGUGGUGAUAGGCUAGAGCCUAACCCAUUAGCGCUGAACCCAACACUUCACCCGAACACAACAGUCGCAGCUGCGAGAGGAAAACCAGCCCACGGGUUUCUUCUCCAACUUUUCCUCUUCCGAGCUGUCAAGGGUUUCAAUGGCGUCGUCUUCCUCCUCCGAAUUCUCCUCUGGAGAUGUUGCCGUGAAGAAGCAACAGCGCCAUGGCCCCCAAUUCAAGUUCCUCGUGCCCCUUAUUUAUGCUCCGAUCCUUCCUUUGAUUCGAAUAGGUCUGAGGCACAAUCCAGUUGUGAGGGAUCGGCUCUUCUUCGGAGUUCUCGCUGGUGCUUUCGCUCACGGCGCAUAUUUGGUAACUGAUCUAUAUGACAUUGAGAGUAAGUGAACGACAUUGAGAACCCCAAUGCCCAUUAUUGUGUUUCAUCGACGGCAUAUUUUGCUCUUACUAGCAAUUCAUCAAGAGUAUGUACUUUGAAGUUUGUGCGCCGGUUGCUGUAUGUUUUUACACCCAUCUUUCUUUCUACUAGAUAAGUUGCUUUUAUUUUAUAUAAAUAAUUGAUGAAUGCUUGGAAGCUUGCUGCUGUCUAUGUGAUCAUUACCAUGCUGUUUAUCGUUUUGGAAUACUUGUCAUCUAUUUCUGAGAAAGUUUUGUAGUCCCGAAUGCUAACGUGAGGGACAAGUGUGUCCGGAUCAAAUAUGCUUACACAUAGAGAAGUUUGUUUCAAAACAUGUUUGACAGAUUUAAUAUAUCUUUACUUCAUUGAGACUCAA